CUUUUGAUGGCGUCAUCACGGGGAUUUUCCGGAUACGUCGCACGGGGCUUCUCCAUAACCGCGUUAGCUUAAAUCCUCAAAUAUAAAAACAGUGGCUUUAUUAACAAACCAACCUCAAAGGAGUACAGGGUAAGAUAAACGAAGAGGACAGCUUUCUCACAUGGCGACGAAUGGACAAAAUAACAAAGCGUCGGUGUGAACAGCGACAAGAUUAUUUGAAAACAGAAUGUCAACAACGCGGCCCCUCCUCGGUAUGAAACGAGUCACCGAGCUAAACUGUUCCGAUCAGCCGACGAGCAGGCUCUCUGCAGCGGGCAGCCACCGAAAACAGGAACCCCCCACUGUCGACGAGUUUACAGUCCUGGAAGACAAACAAGAGGAGCUAAAAUGUGCCAAACCCCGAGUCGAACAAGUUUUCAAGGUAGCUUUCACCAUUAUAGGUCUUCUGGACUGCACUGGACAAUCGCAUGGCAGCAAGAUAUCACGUCAGAUUUGGUUGCAACUUAAAGGAAACAGAGACGACGUGUCAAAGGCUAAAGAGUAUGUGAGGGGCCUGUGUGACCCAGAGCUGCAGGAGAUAGAGCGAUAUCCGGUGGACAUGCACUGCAUCUUCGCCGGUGCCCGAGGACUCUUUCUAGACAGGCUGCUGCGGGACACCAGCGCGGAGGUCCUGGUGCCCGAACCAGGCCGCUUGCGACUUCUGGGUCGCGCUGAGCCCGUGGUGAUGGCCCAGAGCAGAGUUCAACAGUUUGUGGCGCUGUUUCAGGAAAAGCGAAGCCUGCCUGGCGAGAGGGAGCCAGCCGUGAAACGGGCAUUCAAGUCCUUCGUUGAGGAGAGGGACGACAAAUACACCAUGGAGCUGCUUCUGCUGCCCAGCGCCCUGAAGGAGGAGCUGCUGGGUCUGGCCCAGAGCCCCUCCAGCACACUGCCUGGCUCUUCCCUGGCGUCAGCCAGCGAGGGCCCGUUUGCCAGCCUGGCCGAGGCAGAGCAGGACCGCUCCCAGAGCAGCACGCCUGUGACGGAGCUCUCCAACCGCAUCCUGGACACCAGCUUUGAGGAGAAGGGAGCCGGGGCCGGGCCCUCGUCAGGCGAGGAUGGUAAAGCAGGGGGCGGGAUAAGCCUUGGAUCCGAGGCAGCGCACCUGAACGGCGUCCGGCCCUCCCACAAGCGGCGCUCCUCGGAGAGCGAGACCCGCGACACGAAGAGACAGUACUCCCUGGAGCGCUGCGAGGAGUCGCUGGAGAGGGAGAGGGAGCGGGAAAUGGAGCAAGAGAGGCGGGACAGGGAGAGGGCGCGGGACUGGAGGGAGAGAGAGAGCCGCCUGACCGACAGCUGCAGGUCCAAAACGCCCGCCGCCUCGUUCUCGUCCCCGCUCUGCCCGUUGUCCUCGUCCAAAGCCAACACCAUCGCGGGCCCCCUCCUUCUGGACUGCAGCGACAGCGCGCUGGACGACGGAGAGACCGUCAGCCCUGAAACCAACCUCCGCUGCCUCGUCAAUUUCUUCAGAACCAUGGGCUACCAGCAGGAAGUGGUGGAGCGCGUUGUUAAGGAGACCGGGCAGACGGAAGACACCUUCCUUGUGCUAGAGAGAAUCGUUGAGGAGACCAAGCGCUUUGAACAAGAAGGACACGGAGGCGAGCAGGGAGCACAACGGCUCUCCUCCUCGGUUGCUUCAUCCACUGUGUCCCGUGUCAAAGUCAAGGAGUGCGUCCCCAGCAAACUGUCGGCCGACGCCACUGGCAAAUUCCCUGGGAGCAUUAAGCCUGCCCACAGCAAUGGUCUCGGCCAUCGGAGGCACUGUAGCAGCGGCGGAGAAACCAAAACUCAGCAGGCCACCACGAUCAGGAGGAGCUCUACGGGACAGGGGGGCGCCGGGAGCUGUGACGUCAUCACCAUCGACGACGACGACGACGACGGGGACCCCGUCGCCACGGACACCACAACGCCAGGGAGAGGCGCUUCCCGGCUCACCGCCAUGGAACACCUGGACUCGCAGUCGGGGUCGAGGACGGACUACCUGGCGAGAGGAGCGGGGGGAAGCACGGCCAGGGACCACCUGACCCGGGCCGGCGGGACUCUGACCCUGGGCGGCCAGGCCAAGGUGGAGACGGUGACCGCCCUGCGUAGCGUCCCUCAGCGGCUGACCGGCCCCCACGCCACCCCCCUCGCCACCCCCUCCUCCACCGCUCCCACCUCCUCAAAUACGGCCAAUCCCAAGCUCCGGCACUCUGCGUUGUUGUACCUGACCGUCGGACAUGCGGGUUCCCAAGGCAGCAGGGUGCAGCCCCCCGCUGUCGGCGACCCAUCCAUAUCGCCGGUGACGGGUCUGGCCCGCUUCCACCAGUCCCUGCGGACGCCGUACACCCUGUCGCUGCCCAAUGAGCCGGGGCGGGCCGAGCUCCGGCACAUCAUCAUUGACGGAAGCAACGUGGCCAUGGCACAUGGGCUCCGUCGCUUCUUCUCGUGUCGAGGUAUCGCGCUGGCUGUGGAGGCCUUCUGGCGUCGGGGCCACCGGGAGAUCACCGUCUUUGUCCCCCAGUGGCGGCAGAAAAGGGACCGGCUUACCAUAGAGCAACACUUUCUGAAUCAGCUGGAGAACCUGAGGCUGCUCUCCUUCACCCCGUCCAGGGAGGUCUGUGGUCGGAGGAUAGCCUCCCAUGACGACAGGUUCCUGCUCCACUUGGCCGAGAAAACGGAGGGGGUAAUCGUAACCAACGACAACCUGAGGGACUUUGUCGACACGUCGGUUGCCUGGCUUCACAUCAUCAAGGAGAGGCUGCUUCCCUUCACCUUUGUGGAGGACCACUUCAUGAUACCAGACGACCCUCUUGGGAGGCAUGGUCCACACCUGGAGCUGUUCCUGCGCAAGCGGAGCACCUUUACUCCUCCACCAAGGAGACGAGCAGACGCCCAGACCCCAAACCAACAGCAACACCCCCAACAGCAGCCAGCCUACGGCCAGGACCCGCAGAACUCCUCCGCUUCGCCAUGGCCCCAGCCGGCCCACGGCAGACCCCAGCCCACCUGGCCUCAAAAGGGACCCCCGGAGUGGCACCCUGCACCCCACCGCUCGCCUUCCCCUUCCACCUCCCGGGCGCCGACGCUGACGGCGCCGCCGCCGCCUCCGCAGCGCUCGCAGGCGGAGACCCUGGAGCUGAAGGCCAAGCUGUACGACAUCUUCCCCGAGCAGAAGCAGCGCAUCGACCGGAUCCUAAGUGACAACCCCUACAUGAGGGACCUGAACGCCCUGUCUGGCCUGCUGCUGGGAUAGAUGGAAACACACGCCCACAGCAACACGCCACUGUUGGGGUACAGCCACAACAUGCUCAUUAUACGCUUAUGGCCACACCAACCCCAAUGUGUUUUCAUACCUUUUCACAUGUUCCGCUCGGGGGAGGAAGAGAGAGAGAGAGAGAGAGAAACACAGAUUAUUUUUUUCCUAUUUAAAUUAAAGAGUUUGAUCACCAAACGAGCUGCUAUUGAGAAAGUUAUUUGUUGGACUUGCUUCUCCCCCUCCACCCCUCCUAAACAUUCAGUGAUCUUAUUUGAUGAAGCUCAACAACACUUGCAUCGACUGAGCUAAAUCAUUAGCCCUUUGCACAAAUUGCACCUUUCUAAAGACCAGGGCUGUGAUCUUGAAACCGCAGGAUUUUGCUGACUUGUGGGACCAGAAGUAAUAAUUGAUUUUGGUCGAAGACAGCACAAUGGUCCUGAAAAGACAAACCUGGCAUCCAUUACAGAGGCCGGUUCCUUAUGUCCCAAGUUCAAGACUUCCCUGAGACCCUAUGGACAGUUGUCAUGCAUCUCACAAAAGAGUAUUUAUGAAUUGGUUCUUUUUCUACAAAUGGCUUCUAAAUAAUUAUGUUGAGCGUUCCUACCCUUGUUUCAUUUGUUGAAGAAUGUGAGGUAAAGUCUGCAUUUGCUUCCAGGGAUUUUGGUUUUAGAAUUGAAAUACAGGGGAUACUGAUUUUGAAUAAUUAAUUGCUGUGAGAUUUAUUGUCAGGUUUAGCCUUUCUUUUGGUUAACUUGUCAGCUACAGAUUUAGAGUUGAAAUUCGAUUCCAAAAGGAUUUAUGCUGCCAUUAAACCAGUUCCUAUCAUCAUCCUUGCUCCGGCGGAUACAUAUUUCUAUACAAUCCAAUGCCUUUAUUUGCUGUUUUGAAUGGUUUUCUGUAAUUAUUUGAUUGCCUUGAUUUCAGUUUAAAAUAGAAAUUGUUUGAGCAUAUACAGAUAAGCUCAACUUUGGCCAAGAGAUUUGAAAUCCUUUUCUUUACCUUGAAAUUGUCUUUAUUGGCGGGGUUUUCUGUGUCUGCAAAAAAUCAAAGAAAUCUUUAAUUUUUUCAUGUAGCAAUUCGAUUCAUCCUAGGUCUAGUAAUACCUGUUAUGACUAUUGCUAAACCCCAGUGCAGGGCAUCUCCAUGCCCUUGGAUUACAGUUUGGUUUAAAGUAAAGCCUUGUCUUUACGCAAUCUCUCCAUUGCUCCAUCUGUUCUAAGGUGGCUCAACACAGGGUGUAUGUUCCUUUUUACUCAUUUAUAGAAUAAUGGGGUGGAAAGUUACAAGAUGGUUAUGGAAUCUAAAACUUAAUUGAAAUAACUAGGUGAGUACAAUUAUUGGGUUUAAGUAUUUCCCUUAAACUUGGUUAGUUUUGAUCUUCAACUCCAAUAGAGAAUGUUUUCUGCACUGCCCCCCCCCCCCCCCCCCCCCCCCACCCGGAGCUAUUGCUAAUAUGCACUGAAUUUGGUUAAUCUACUUAACGGACAUCAGGAAAUUGAUGUACUCAUUUGUCUGUUCUACUUCAUUUUUCAUGUACAUUGUUGAUUUUCUAAAAUCUUUAUUUGUUAUGGCCAAACUGCACAAAUGUUUUUCUGUAUCUGUUUAUUGAAAUACAGCAUAUUGUGACUAUC
Gadus morhua (Atlantic cod) is the source of this 4905-nucleotide messenger RNA. RefSeq names its product nedd4 binding protein 1 (gene n4bp1). The transcript has 12 exons. Gene Ontology annotation, biological process: negative regulation of proteasomal ubiquitin-dependent protein catabolic process; negative regulation of protein ubiquitination. The record is from RefSeq and is a predicted model, not a curated record. Gene Ontology annotation, cellular component: PML body; nucleus. Gene Ontology annotation, molecular function: RNA binding. The coding region runs from base 227 to 3271 and encodes 1014 amino acids. Lineage: Eukaryota; Metazoa; Chordata; Actinopteri; Gadiformes; Gadidae.